AUGGUGCAGAACCAUGAGUCUUCUUCUCCUUUAAAGCCGGUUAUUAUGAUGGUGGUUACCCAGAUUUUGAACACUGUGAUGAACAUAAUGUAUAAAUUUGUUACAGUAACAGGGACGAACUUGAAUGUUUUCGUUGCCUACCGACUGAUGUUUUCAGCAGCCUUUAUGGUUCCGCUGGCUCUAAUACUCGAAAGGGCUGCUCUGCCACAAAACUUAUAUAUUCUGAGUCUAGCGCUAACAUCACCCACAUUCCUUGCGGCCAUCAACAAUCUCAUGCCAGCCACUACCUUCGUCGUCGCUCUAUGUUUCCGGCAGGAGAAGUUGACGAUGCGAAAUUCUGGCAUAGCCAAAAUGGUUGGGACUGUGGUUGGAAUAGGAGGAGCAAUGCUUUUCAUUUUCUACCGAGGACCUGUAUUCACAUUUUGGGCCACUCAUAUUGACCUUCUACAGCAAUAUUACGGCACUAGAAGCGUCUCAUCCUCAAGCCACAUGAGCAAUCCUGCGUUGGGCCUCCUCGCAGGAUUCGGCAGCAGCUUGUGCUUCUCAUUGUGGCUCGUAAUGCAGGUGAAGAUGAGUAAGAGUUACCCCUGUCCAUACUCAAGCACGGCUUUGAUGGCCAUCAUGGGAUCCAUUCAGAGCGUUAUCUUUGCACUUUGCGUAGAGAGAGAUUGGAAUCACUGGAGGAUGGGUUGGGAUAUUAGGUUGUGGACAGCUGCAUAUUCGGGAAUUGUGAUUUCUGGAGUGGCAGUGGUUGUGAUGUCUUGGUGUGUACAAAAGCGAGGGCCACUUUUUGUGUCAAUUUUUUCUCCACUUACCCUGUUGAUGGUAGCCUUUGCUAGUUCCUUGUUGUUAGGGGAAAACUUUAGCCUCGGAAGUGUAUUAGGAGGAGUUCUAAUUGUGUGCGGGCUAUACAUGGUGCUUUGGGGAAAAAGCAAAGAAGGACCAUCGCCGCUUGUGCUACCCUCGUUGACAACAGCUCCCCUAAUUUCCAAGUCCGUAGAUAGCGCUCCGGUUCAAACGAGUGUUGGAUGA
This is a messenger RNA of Fragaria vesca subsp. vesca, 1032 nucleotides long. RefSeq names its product auxin-induced protein 5NG4-like. The transcript is spliced from 6 exons. Bases 1 to 1032 code for a protein of 343 amino acids. The record is from RefSeq and is a predicted model, not a curated record. Gene Ontology annotation, cellular component: plasma membrane. Gene Ontology annotation, molecular function: transmembrane transporter activity. Lineage: Eukaryota; Viridiplantae; Streptophyta; Magnoliopsida; Rosales; Rosaceae.